GAUGUACUAUAUACAUAUUUAGAAAUGUCUUUUUGUUGUAGAUGAAAAUUCCGUAUCAAGCAUUGGCUUUUUUGGGUAAAAAAAUGAUGUUCAGUCGUAGUUAGUAAACGUGAUUUAGUGUAAAAAUAUAUAUGAUUCAUUAGAGAUAAAGAAAGAUGUGUGGAAAAAUAACAUAAAAGAUUUACAAGCUUUGUUCGUGCGUUUUAUUAAGUGUAAUGUAUCCAAACACUAGUAGUUUAACUCGAGUACGUGUUCUAUAGUGGUGUGUUAUGAAUAUAAAAAUUCAUCAAUAAUCGAUAGUAUAAUUAUACAAUCGUAUUAAUUACUAUAAUUCAUAAUAUUUAUUAUUAUAAUUGAAAUAAUAAUAAUACUUAUAUUUGUGAAUAUUAUAAGAUUACGUAAAAAAAUUUUCACGGAAAUUGUAUUCAUCUGGAUUUUAUCAAAAUGGCAGAUUGGUGGUCUACAGUAGAAACGACAGAGUCUGAAUCGCGUGAUAAUCGUCUUCGUCGAGAAAGACGUCGAAAACGCAAUGAAAAAAAUCAAUUAUUAAUGAUUGAUUCUUUUUCGAAAGAUGUAAAUAGUAAAAGUAACUAUUUAAAUAUUUUUGACUCCGCAAAACAAUCUGAUAAUAAGCAGAUUAAUACGAUUGAAACCAAGACAACUAACGAUAUAUUAAAAAAUAUUAACAAUAUGUAUAAUGAUGAUUCUAAAGAAUUAAUUAAUUUUGAUGAUCAAAAGUCAAAUAGUUGUAAAAAUGAACCUCAUGUAUCAACAGAUAUAUCAAGUUGUUUGGUAAAAUGUGAAUCAUUAUCGUCAUCACAUUCUUCAGGACAUGUGAAAAACAAAAUGACUGAUUGUAAAAAAAUCAUUCUAAAGCAUAGUAUACCAGAAAAACAAAUAGAUAAUAACAUAAUGGGUUUAUUGGAGUUCAAUGCAUCUGAGUAUGGAAGUGACAAGAUGGAAGACGUAAAAGAUUCUAUAAAAACUAUUGAAGAUUCUACGGCUGCAAUUGUUGAUACUUCUGCACAUAUACAAACUGAACAAGAAGCAUGCCAGAAUAAACAAAAAUUGAACAAUGAUGUUGUUGUCAAUCUUGGACAAUCAUUUAAGGGACAGAUAAGAAUGGCCGAAGAGACUCUCAUUGGACCUUGUGGCAAAAAGCGAUGUUCCGAUCGAUACGACAGUUCUGAAAGCUCUGACAGUGGUGUUGUAGUAUCCUGUGGUGAAUGUAGCAGCAGUGGAACAAGUGACAUAACAGAACCAGGAUCGCCUUGUAGUACAAGUAGCGAUGAAGGCCUUGCAGUUUCCGGUAAGGAAUCAAGUUCGUCGCGAUCAUCUUCCACACUGUCACCUUCAAUAUCAUCAGAACUCAAUGAGACCAGAUCUAAAUGGUCUUGGGAUUCUUCAACAGAUGCGGUUUCACCGUUUCCGUCACAUAAGCAACCGAAUCAGGAAUUGAAGACAGAUUUAAUAUCGAAAAUAAAUGCAACUGAUGUAACUACUAAAACAAUUAAGAAUUUUUCAAAAACUCCGCUUCAUCAACAAGAAUCACAAGGGAAAAUUACUGAAUUUUUUAAAACUCAGAUCAAACCUCAAGGACACAAGACAAAAAAGAAUUUAGGAGACAUGUCAGUUCUCGUGGCUAAACAUUCAUUGGAGUUUCGGAGACCAUUAACAGUUCAUCGAAACGUAGGAACACUUACUAAAAAAUUGAAUAAAGUUGAUUCGAAUAAUCGACUCAAUGACUGGAAUGUAAAAGCGACUGAAAAUUCAGCAUUAUUGAUAAAAAAAUUGUCAACUAUUACUCCUCGAGUCAACGUCACAAAGUUGGAUAAAAUGCUUGUUGCUAGGUCAUUACCAACUUUAUUAAUAUCAAAUGAUGUACUCCCAAAUAUUACUACAAGCAAAAUUACUUUAAAUUCAACAAAUGAAGUUCAUUCUAAAGUUAAUCAAGAACCAUCACCACUUACAACCACCUCAGUUUCAAAACUAGUAGCUUCGGAUUUUGAAAAUAUUACAAAAUUUAUUAACAAAAAUAAAAAUUUAACGAAUUCAUCUGCAAACAUAACUCGCACCACUAAUAACAAACCUUACUUAGCAAAUAAUCAAGAUUGUCCAAUUACCAGGUUAUCAACCAGUAUAGCGAAAUCCCAAGAUAGGGAAGACUCAUUAACUCCAGCAAAAGAUGAGGAAGAUGAAGUAGAUGAUGAAGACUCACCUAGAAAUAGUGAAUCUAAAGAGUUAGAUUCUCCAAUCUUGUCUGAGCCUACUACUAUUCGAUUUCCUGCUCGAAUUGAUACAAAAAGUGGUGUUCAAGUAACUGAAAACGGCAUUUGUCGUUGGGAUAAAUGUGAAGCUAUUUUUGAAUGUAGUAGCGCAUUGCUGGAGCAUCUACAGUCGGCGCAUAUUAAUACACAAACUGGUGGAGACAAUUUUGUAUGCCAGUGGUUAGGUUGUAAAGUCCAAGGCAGAACAUCAUGUUCCAGACGGUGGCUUGAAAGACAUGUUCUUUCUCAUGGUGGUAACAAACCAUUUAGGUGUAUCGUUGACGGUUGCGGAAGUAGAUUUAGUUCGCAGAUAACUUUAGAGAGGCAUGUUAAUAGUCAUUUCAAUCAACCAGAAACAAGUAAUAACAACAGUAAGAGAAGCUGUGAAAAUAGUGGAAAGUUGGUUCGCAGAAAUGGCAAGAAAUUACGAUAUAGGCGACAACCAUGGUCAGCGAGACUUUUUGAUUAUUUCGAUACGGGAGUUAUGGAAGGCUUGCAACACAGGUUAUUAGAAUUAGCGAAAUCAAGAACUCAUGGGUUUCUAGUAGAUACACCGGGAAAUUCAAUGGCUUUGACUAGUCAAGUAUUAGCUAAACGAGUCGAAAUGGAUGGAAAAAUUCGAGUGCUAUUACGAUGGUAUCCACAAAACAUAGUGCCAGAUGAAUGGGUUCUAGAAUCCGAAGUACAAAGUAUGAAACAUAUAAAAAUUCGCAAGGCUGCAACUACUUCAAUCGACGAGAUAAGUCUGUUAUUAUAUCCAGCGAUGCAAAGUGGAACCCCAUCACCAACAAGAGUAAAACAACGCCGUAAACCAUCUAAGUUUUCAUGAUAAUAAUUACGAUAAUAAUUAUCAGUGUUUAUAUAUAUUUUACUAUUAACAAAUCUGUAGUGAAUAUUAUAGAUAAAAUAGUUAAAAUCGAAAAUUUUCAAUAGAAAUAAAUGUCCCUUAAAUUUAUAAGUAAAUUUAAAAACAUGUGUAUUUGUAUCAACGAAAAAAAUAUGAAUCAUAUCAAUUUUCGAGAUUGGAAAUAAGUAAUAGAAAAUAUUAAUUAUCUCUAUACAUAUAAUACGUAAUAUACACAAAAAGCCAAUAGGAAAAUAAUAGUAAUAGUAUAUAUAAUAACAAAGAACGUUUAUACAUACCAGUACGGAUUUAUAUAGCAAUUCGAUGCUUUAAAACUCCUUAGCUUCAGAAUUUUUUAAAUAAUUGUAUAAUGAAAACUAAUAUCAUUUAUCUAGAAAUUUAAAUAACAUAAAAUGUAAACAAGUGUUUUGAGACUAUUGAAAUAUUGAUCUCAACUAAACAUUAAGAAAACGUAGAAGUAACAGGUUCAGUUUCAAAAAGUGCCUCACUCUUAUAUUUUAGUGGUCUUUGACGAAACAAUACUGAACGAAAUUCAGAAUUAAUUUAAAUUGAUAGUUGUAGUAAAGAAAAAAACACAACAUGAUUGCUUCUAAAUUCAAUCAAAACAAAAUUUAUCGAAAUACUUUUCUAAAAAUCGUAUCAAGAAAAUGUUUAAAUAAAUAUUUAGAUUCCAAUAAGUAUAAGAAAUAAUGACUAUGGUGGCCUUAUAAAUUCAUUAUGUUAGAACUCAAAAGAAAAUCAUUACAUUUCUGGUCGUUUUAGGAUUUUCAUUAUCGAUGAUAUAAAAUUAUUCAUCUCUUAUUCAUGAUAAUCUAAAUUUAAUUGUUUUAAUUAUUAUUGAAAUAAGACAAAUCAAUUGGGAGAUUUUUACAUUAUCGUCUUAACAUUUAAAUUAAUUAAAAAUAUUAUAUUAAUAGGAUGUAACAAAUUUAAUGUUGAUUGUUCUUAGAAGCGAUAUUUCAACUAAAUAGGGUGAUAGGGGAUAUAAGUAAAAAAUAAGAUUAUAUAGAUGAAUGCAUAUAAUGGAAUAAUAAUAAUUAAUUUUCCAGAAAUGUAUGUUUUUUUAACUUUUUAGCAAUCUAUAGACUUGACCUCAUCAAAUAUUUUUCACUGCCAAAGUUUCCUUUAAAUUAAUUCAUCUAGCUAAUUCGAUUUUACUACGAUGUAUUAUACAAAAUUUUUCUGUUAGUUAAAUAAUAUGGUUUUUUUGUAACAACUUUUUUAAGAUGAAUUUUUCGAUUAGUAAAGUAUUAGAUAAUAUUAGUUUGUAAACUUAGUAUUAAGUCAGUAGGUUAUUUAAUAUAAUCUUAUUCAUCGAUAGCAAUGUUUUCUACCACCCUGUGCUAAUGCACAUUAACUUUUGUAACAUCCUAAAUAACACCCUAGUAGUAAUAAAACAAAAAAAAAAUUUUUUUGAGGCUUUGUCCUUAAAUAAAAUCAGUAUUGAAAAAUCAGAAAA
Molecule: messenger RNA, 4591 nt
Organism: Chelonus insularis
Lineage: Eukaryota; Metazoa; Arthropoda; Insecta; Hymenoptera; Braconidae
Gene: jing
Product: AE binding protein 2 jing
Exons: 8
Coding region: 445-3096 (883 amino acids)
Biological process (GO): regulation of transcription by RNA polymerase II
Cellular component (GO): ESC/E(Z) complex
Source: RefSeq, a predicted model, not a curated record